Linum tenue is the source of this 3340-nucleotide messenger RNA. The record is from the annotation of a GenBank genome assembly. NCBI's taxonomy places the organism in Eukaryota, Viridiplantae, Streptophyta, Magnoliopsida, Malpighiales, Linaceae.
CUCUGCAACACUCCAUUCUCCAAAGGAGAGGAGGAAGAGCUCACCCACCUCCUGCAGCAAAACUCACCGACCUAAAAUGGCGAACUAGAAGACAACCCUUUUCCCCCUCACACUCACACUUCUCUUAACACGCCCACGUUCAAGCUCCAGUGGAAAACAUCAAAACAAACCCAGAAUCCGCCAUGAUCGCGAAGAAAGUUCCCCUCCUUCCCGCCAAAACCCUGUCCCAAUCCGUCCUCGUUUCUUACUACUCCACCUCGUCCCCAUCUCAAUUCCAGACUUUUCAGUCGCGGAGGCAGCAGCAGGAGGAGGAUUCGAGGUCCGUGAGGGUCUCGGUAUGGUGGGAUUUCGAGAAUUGCAAUUUGCCGGCUGGGGUCAAUGUGUUUAGAGUGGCGCAGACCAUCACGGCUGCGGUUAGGGCCAACGGGAUGAAAGGCCCCGUCCACAUCACGGCGUACGGAGACGUCUUCCAGCUUUCGAGGGCCAACCAGGAAGCUCUUUCCUCCACUGGAAUCAACAUGGCUCACGUCCCCAAUGGAGGAAAGAACAGUGCAGACAGGUCUCUUCUAGUGGGUCUAAUGGACUGGGUAUCCCAAAAUCCGCCGCCAGCCCAUUUGUUCCUCAUCUCCAGUGACAGAGACUUUGCCAGUUGCUUGCACAGGCUGAGGAUGAACAAUUACAACAUCUUGCUUGCAGCUAAAGAAGGUGCUCCCAGUGUUCUAUGCAGUGCUGCAAGUAUCAUGUGGCAUUGGAACGAUCUACUGAAUGGAGAGAACUUGGCUGGGAAGUAUUUCAACCAACCUCCUGAUGGUCCUUAUGGUUCUUGGUAUGGUCAUUACAAGUUACCCUUGGAAGAUCCAUUCUCCGUUCCUGAGCCUACACCUGCACCAGUACCAGUACCAGCACCAGCACCAGCACCAUUGCCACUUCCUCCCAAGGUCGAGGAGCCUGUAGAUUCUAUUCGUCCCAUACCAAAAGCAGUGAUGAAGCAGAUUCGACAGAUUUUGUGCUCGCACCCUCAAGGUAUCACCAUAACGGACCUUCGAGCCGAGUUGUUGAAUAGCAACUUGGCGAUCGAUAAGGAAUUUUAUGGCCAUAAGAAGUUCUCCCGAUUUCUCUUGGCAAUGCCACAAGUGUUGAAGCUUCAAAGCAAGGGGGAUGGUCGGUUUCUCGUGCGAGCUGUUCCUGGUAGGGCUCAUGAUCCAUCUGGCCCUCUUGUUAACACAGCUACUGAUAUACUUAACAAUGUGAACCGGGUUCCUGCUAGCUCUUCGAAGAUGGAUACUGACUGUGCAGCUGAGAAGAAUCUGUCACCAUUGGCUUCAUCAGAGCCAAAUGUGAGAGCUGUGGAAGUGGAUGUUGAUGGCAAGGUAUUCAACUUUCCUGGUAGUGAAAAGGUCUUGGAGAAGGCUAAUGGUCAGGAAACAGAUAAGCAGUUAUCUGCGGCAAAGAAUGAAGAGCCUGAUGUGGGAUUUUUCAGGACUCUUCGAAAAAUCUGGUAUGGAAGCUCUGAGAAGAACACUGAUGACUCUCUAGGAAAAAUUACAACUGACAAGCUUGGAAGAGACGGAGUUGAUGAAAAGAACCUUGAAUUGCCUAGCAGAAAGUUAGAAGCAUCUACUGAAAGCCCAGAAAGUGAAAGUGACAGCAAGUUGGCUGUGUCUAGUGAAAACUUAAGCAGAAGUACAGGUUUGUUUAGUCGGAUUAAGAACUGGUGGAAGUCUCGGGGAAACCAUGUAGAAUCUGUACACGAUCAACCCAGCAAAGUCCUUGAUCGGAUAAAUGUUGACAUGAAAGACCAUGAGUUCUUUUCUAAGGACACAUUCUGGAGGGUUAUGGAGUCCUUUCUUCAGACACAGAAGGGGUCACUCGCUAUAACAGAAUCCAGGACAAGGGAAGAGAUGGCAAGAAAUCUGCUAAAGGAAGGACCUUUGCUUUGGAAAUCUCUCAAGGAACCUGAUCUACUUCUGUUGGUAGACAUCUUGAUAUCACAAAAGAAAUGGGUGGCUGAAUGUCCCUCUGAAUCUUCCCGUUUUAAGGUCAUUCUAUGUAGGGAUAAUGCAGCCCGGACCAGUUCUCAGGGAUCCGAUGGAUUGAGGUCUUUGAUUCAGAAAGAAAGACAACAGAAUGUUUCGCAUACUGGUGUCUCGCCCCCCAUCGCUUACACAAAAUCCUCCGAGAGAUCCAGAAGCGAGAUACUGAUGGACUGCAGGAACCUUGUGCAGGAACUAGCGAAGAAAUACCCAAAUGGUUACAACAUGGGCUCUUUCCGAAAGAUGUUCCUUGAAAGGUAUGGUUACCAUCUCGACAUCCAGAAGCUGGGGUACCAAAAGUUGGCCGCUUUGCUGGAAAUAAUGCCAGGAGUUAAAGUCGAAUCUACCUUCAUCUAUCCUUCUACCAAAACCCUUAAGUCUAACUCUGAUUGCGAAUUGUCAAAGAAGGAGAACGAAUCAGAUUCUGUGUGGGAUGAGCUCGGUCCUCCCGAUGUCAACUCAUCGUCCCAAAGGGAUCCUGAUUACGAGCCUUACCUUUCAGAAGAUGAUAGUGAUGAUGUGGCGUCAGAUUCAGAACCUGAGACCCUGGCUACUGCAAGUACUUGUCAACCAGAAGAACGCCGCACAAAGUCCAAUGAGGAUAACAGCUCGUUGCUAGAUAUUCUUGAUACGUGGUCUGGGAGUAAGAACGAGGAAAUCGAAGGCAACUGCAAGAAAGAGGAGUCUGAGAGGAAUGGUGAGCAGAAUGCUGCAGUGGGUUUGCAGCAGCUUACUGGUUCGUCUGGACAAGGUGGCAAGUCAGCUGAGGCAACUGCUGCUCAAAUGGGAUGCUCUGGAGAAACGGUGCAGAAGUCUGUAAAGACUUAUUCUUUUGUCGAGGAUUCAGUCUCUCCUAGGGAUCAGCAGCAUAAGGUCAUUGAUGGGAUCUUAAGCAGGUUGAAGAAAACUAGUGAUUCGAGGGUGCCAAGCUGAUUUAUUUGGACUUAAGAAUGUUCUGCCUUUUGUAGGGUUAGAUGAGCGUAGUAUGGAAGCUAAGGUAUAGCUACUGCUGCAAAAUUUAUGGUACCAUUGGUUGUUUUAGACUAGUAUCCUCGGUUUUGAUUCAGGGAAAACUUGUUCAAAACUUAACUCGCUAAUUAAGGCUUGUUCACUGUUGUGUUGCUCGUGAGCCUGCUUGACAUGUUGGCUCGUUGAGCUCAAGGUGUGAGCUUACUCGAAAAUGUAGUUAGGACGAGCUGGUUUAACUUGGGGGUUAUUAGUGAAUUGACUUCUAGGAGGUUAUUACUCGAAUGUUCGUAAAUUAUAUCUUUGUUACAUUAUAUAUUUCACAACAUAUAAUAGUUUUG